Xenopus tropicalis (tropical clawed frog) is the source of this 2644-nucleotide messenger RNA. RefSeq names its product glycoprotein V platelet (gene gp5). Bases 286 to 2133 code for a protein of 615 amino acids. The record is from RefSeq and is a predicted model, not a curated record. NCBI's taxonomy places the organism in Eukaryota, Metazoa, Chordata, Amphibia, Anura, Pipidae. The transcript has a single exon.
CCAGUCCGACACUGGCUCUAUUUGUCUCUCUGCUGUGCAGGCCAGAAGAAUGACUUACAAAAUACAUUUCACAUCAGUUGUUAAGUCUAUUGUGUGUUGAAUUAUUUGGAACAAUAUACUGAUAAGCUGUUCUUUUAUCUAUAUGGCAUGAAGCUCAUGUACUGAUUAAUAUCAAUAUGUUUGGACACAAACACGUAUGAUUAAAUGAGCAUGUACAUUUUCGUCUGUUGGUUCAUCUGGAUUUUGUUUUUUGUUUUUUUGUUUUUUCCUAUCUAGGUCCUAGCAAUGGUGACUUUCAUAUACCUGCUGAUUGCUACCCACCUUCUGUUUGUGGGUGCCACUUGUCCUACUCUGUGUAACUGUGAUUUGAAAGAUGCAAUUAUUUGCAGAGGAACAUCUAUUAAAGACAUUGGCUCAUUACUUCUUCCAUCUAACUUUACAUACAUUCAUAUAAUGGAAACCCUUGCAACAGAGAUAACAGAUAAAAGCUUUGGUAACAUGCCGGUCACGUUACGUCUUCGCUUGGAGGCCAAUCACUUGACUUCCAUAACCAGAAAUGCAUUUAAAAGUUUUCCUCAUUUAAAAAGCCUGAAACUUACAGACAACAAGUUAAAGACCUUGCCCGCUGGUAUGUUUGAUUCAUUAAUUAGCCUGGAGCAGUUGUUUCUUGAUAAGAAUUGUUUGUCUAGCCUUCAUCCAAACCUGUUUUGCUGUUUGCAGCAUCUAGAAGAACUUAUCUUGAACAGGAACCAGCUAACCAGUUUGCCAGAUGAGCUAUUAAAGAAUCUCACAAAGCUUAUAAGUUUAAAUCUGUCCAGGAAUAAAAUAUCACAUUUGCCUAUGAGCAUUUUCAGCUCCUUGACUAAACUCAAAAAACUGUUCCUCUAUGAUAAUCAGCUGGUAACCAUCACUUCUUCAGCAUUCAAUAAACUAGGGGAACUGUUAGAUCUUGCUCUUUACUCAAAUUCUAUCCAGUUCGUUGCUCAAGAUGCAUUUUAUCAUCUUCCUAAACUGCAGUCAUUAAAACUCUCCAAAAAUAAGUUGCAGUUAUUGCCUUAUGGACUCUUUCUGCAUUUGCCUCAGUUGUCUACAUUGACACUCUAUGAUAAUCCUCUCAAAGAACUCCCUGAUGUGCUCUUUGGUAAAAUGGAAAAUCUGACUUCUUUGUGGCUGUAUAAUACCCACCUUACAACCAUUCCAAACUUUGUUUUCUGCAAUCUGACUAAUUUGCAGCUACUGGUGCUGACUAGAAAUGCACAGCUUGACAGUCUCCCAAAGGAAGCAUUCAGUGGUCUGAAUAAUCUCUUGGAACUAUCCUUACAUUCAAAUAAUCUAUCAUCCAUUGACAACGAUGUCUUCCAAAAUCUUCAACUACUUGAAAAACUUUCUCUUUACAGUAACAACCUUAAGGUUCUUUCGGAGAAUAUGUUUUACAAUCUUACUAAACUUCAAAUUCUUCACCUGAAUAACAGCAAUCUGCACACCCUCCCAGGGCAGAUAUUUCAAGAAUUACCCAGUCUGCAAAUGGUCUAUCUCCACAGUAAUCCCUGGGCAUGUUACUGUGAGCUUACAGAUUUUAAGAUGUGGUUUCAGCAAAACCAAAAUAAAGUAUAUAAUCCAAUGUCACUUGUUUGUGAUACCCCAUUUACACUGAGCAAUAUAUCUGUCCUGGCUGCUGGUGAAUCUAUAUGCCACUAUACAACAGCCAAACAGAACAACCUUGAUACAACUGCAAACUCACAGACAACCAGCAACAUCCAAAGCACUUACUCCUAUAAUAACAUAGAAUUUACUAAUGUUAAAACACAACCUAUUAGCUACACCACAUCUCCAACUGCAACCACAUGGGAGACCAGAACCAUAAAAAACACAGUCUUCUUUGUGAUGAUUCCCACCACCGCUAUACAAGACCUCAAUGCAGGUGUACUCAAACCCAUACCCUACGUGUCUAAUGUUCCUUAUAACAAAAUUAUUUUUUUUCUGCAUCUUUUUAAUACUGUAUUGCAAAUGUUUGCUCUAUUUUUGUGUUCUGUUUUGUUGGUCUUGAUGAGGAGGCUCAAUAAUUACUUUGAGGGUUUGACAGAACCUGUGGUUUUAUUACGCAUACUAAUACCAUUGGAUCCAGUACCCUAAGAUCUGCUGAGGUAGCAAAGGUUCCUUUCAAAGCCUAAUAUUUCCAACAACAAAGAGAAAUAAUUACAAAAAUAUUUUGUUAAACUUUGAAAAAUGUGGCAGGUCCAAUACACUUCAGCUGGAGAAGCCAUUUGGCAGUAGACAGUUUUCUUGCAAAGACUACAGUUUCUUUUACCAGCGUGGUUAGUUGUGUAAUUAAAAUAGCUCAUAUUUACUGUAACUAGGCCUUUCAUUUUAGUUUUGUAGCUAACUUCGAAAGCUUACUUUUCAAGAAUUUCAUUAAAAGGUGUAUGUCUUGCUAUAAUAAUAAUCCACUGUUUUUUCUUGUUUAUAAAUUAAUUAACCUAAUAUUUUCAGGCUGCAGCCUGCACAGUCAUACUGUGGCAUUUCAGAUGCUCUUACUGGCUAGUUCUAGCAUGAGUUACAGGGUACCAAUCACCUUAAGAAAUUUGAAAUUCUUAUUUGUUGGGUUUGUAAAGCAAAAUAAAUGUUACUUACAUUAUAUAUGUUA